AUGGCCAAGAUCCCUGCACGUUUACAGAGUAGUGUUCUCGUUGAUGUUCCUGAAGAAACCAGGAGCUCUGUCCUUUUAAAUGUCCAGUUACAAUUAAUGUUGAAAAGACAAGACCCAACGGUAGCGACCUUCAUUCUAGAGAACAUCCAAAGUCCUUUAAACCAUGGUCUUUUGGAGGUUUUCUUCUUCAACUAUCUCAAUGCUGAGAAUUUUGUGUCACUAGUGUCCCUCCUAGAGCUUUGUAUCGAAGACAAGCAAUUUAUACCAAGUAAUGCACUUUGGUCAAGAUAUUUGAGUUUGACGUGUGAAGUGUUUUCCCUUGAGGGAGCCAAAUUGAUAUUUCACAACGUCAUUGAUGAUUAUAAAUUCGUUGUACAAGAUUGCUCUGCCUAUAACUCCACCCAUCCAGUCCCUUUUCUAGUGAGUCCUGAUAGCUUGUCAACCUUGGCAAUGAUAUUCCAGAAGAACCUGGAACCCCAGUAUAUAAUCUUUCUAAGAGAUUACUUCAGAAGGUUUUAUUCACUUUAUGGCCAUCGUACUACGUUUAAGUCAAUUUCCAUCUCCUUGGUGGAAGCGUAUUGUGGUGCUGGUGAUGCUGUAAAUGCCUUACGGUCUUUCAAGUAUUUGUGCAUGUUGUUCAGAGAUCAUCUGAACUUCCAAGCUCGUUCCGACUAUCUUGAAACCAUUUACUCUAUACUCAACGACACAUCCCGAUGGCGUGUCAAUAACAUUCGUACCAAUGGAGUUCAGUAUCCAGAUUGGCCGGAGGAGUUAAAGAGUGAAGACGAUAAACUACAAGAUCUGGAAGUCAAAGGUUCUCUUUUUCGGCCCAUUGAUGCUAAAAGUAAUAGUACAAGGGUGUUUGCCACAUUGGAUGGAUCUAUUCAACUCAAUGAUUUGCCCAUGUUUGAUGAAUUCAUUACCAAAACGGUUUUAAAGCAUAUGCAAUCGGAUUCUACUCAAAAAAUUCCAACCUUAAUGAAAUUGAUCAAAUCAAAUCAUUAUAUGCUAACCACUUUCAUAGUUUCCGGCCUUGCAUCCAACAACUAUUUUGCAGAAGCACUCAUAAUAAUGAAAAAGCUUCAAUUAAAGCAUUUGGACUUGUCGUUGCCAGUGUUGUUAAAAGAUGAGACCUUCCUAAUCUUGUUUAUGAACUGCAAGAGAAGACUAAAUAACCCAGAGUCAAAUGAACUUCACAACUUCGAUAAACUCCUUGAGUUCAACGAUUAUAUCAAUGAGUUAUUGAAGUUCUACUUCAAAGGGAAGGAAAGGUUCAAGAAACCUUUUGUUAAUCCAGUAAUCAUGUCUAUUUACAUCUCGCUAAUUGUGGAUGGGCCAAAAUUCCAAUCGAGCAUACUAGAAUCUAACUUGACCUUUUUCAAGAACAAGAGACAAAAAAAUGAUAAAAUUUAUUUAUCACCUGAUGACUAUAAGAAACUUGACCAAGUAUAUGACAUUUCACGAAGCCAGUUUAAAGAUCUUGUUCUUCCUAAUUAA
Messenger RNA from Yamadazyma tenuis ATCC 10573, 1497 nucleotides. RefSeq lists its product as uncharacterized. The record is from RefSeq and is a predicted model, not a curated record. Lineage: Eukaryota; Fungi; Ascomycota; Pichiomycetes; Serinales; Debaryomycetaceae.